ACCGCCGGCCAGACGAGAACGAUUCGCGUCGCGACUUUGAUAGAUUAAACUUGGGAAUCUUAUCGCCAUUCGGAGCACUCGAAGAUGUGGUCACUGCCAUAAAUCUCAACGCGAGUGAUUAGAAACCCAGAGUUACCGAGUUCCAGUUGCAGUUCCAUCGCGAUCGCCCUCGAAAGCAGACGCAAUGUCGGUGUCCUGGUCCAAGACCUUCGUGACCUUCGCCGUCGCCUGGCUGAGUGCCCUGUGCCUGCUGCCCGUGGAGACGCACUGCGACACCUCCUACUACGAGAAGUACUACGCGGCCAGGCGCUAUGUGCCCCUCAAGCGGAAUGCUCCGCUGAUCUUCAACUUUACUUUGACCCUGGUGGAUGUGGACCACUGGGCCUCCUUCGAACGACCCGCCUUGGUGGGCAACCUGCCUGUUCUGGGCUCCUGGCAGGCGGGUCAGGCGCUGCUCCUGAAUCGCACCUCCAGCCACAAUGUGUGGACGGGUAGCGUGGAAAUCCCCCAGAACAGCAGCGUGGAGUAUCGCUACUUUGCGGCCACAGUUGGCCAAUCUGGAGGAGUAGUUCACAUUCGCCGCUGGGAGUCACAUGUCCAGGCGAGGAGCUUCAACACCACCAAGUUCAAUGGCAAUCGCAGCGAUGAGUUUGGACUGAUAGGAGGAGAGCGACAGUUGAGUCGUGGAUGGCUGCAGGAUUCAGGGAAUAUCCUACAACUGAAGGUGUUCCGUGAAGCUAUAAGUUUGGAGGAGGAGCAGGGACAGGGAAAACUGCGACUGCGCCUGCAGCCAGUGGAUCCCAAGAGCCUGUCACCCAUCCUGGGAUCAGCUAGAGCCAGUGUGGAGUAUGUAAAGAUGUCGUAUGGAGAUAGUAAACUUCGCGUUCCCCCUGAAUAUGGAGUGCCCUAUGCCUCGGGCGAUAUACUCAUGUUCCAUGUGAGUUUGGAACAGCUAGAGAGAGUGGGCUAUCUCCUGGAAGUCUAUGCGGAGCAGGAGGAGGAGCACCUGGUUCGCCUGCUGGGCUACGCCCAUCUCCUGCCCGCCUCUAUCGCCGCCAGCGAGGGAAAGAUCUCCCUGGAUCUGAUAUCCCCUCUGUGGCAACGCGUGGUGGGUAGCCUCCAGUUGGAAUACCUGCUCAUCCGACCCAUGGAGAAGGAUUCCUUUGAUUUGCGCACCAGCUUUGCCAACUACUGGCGAUCCAAUUGGACAGCCCUGGAGAUUGGCCAUCGUGGAUUGGGCAAAUCCCUCACAGUAACUACGAAUGCGGCUCCUCUGAUCGAGAACACGGUGGCCUCCAUGCUGGCCUCUGCCGAGUUAGGGGCCGAUCUCGUGGAGUUCGAUGUCCAGCUGACCAGCGACCUGGUGCCCAUCAUCCAUCACGACUUCUCCAUUCGCGUGUGCAUCGAUUCCAAGACCCCCACGAGUAGGGAUGACCUCACCGAAGUGCUGCUUAAGGAUAUAUCCUAUGAGCAACUGAAGGACCUAAAGACCUACCAGAUUGUGGGCAAUAAGAUCGUGGAGUAUCCGGCGCACAACAAUGUGGAGCCGCCGGAGCAGCGACUCUUUCCCACGCUGCAGGACUUUUUCGAGCGGGUGAAUCAGAGCACGGGCUUCGACAUCGAGAUCAAGUGGCCGCAGCAGAAGGCGGAUGGAUCCUUCGAGAGUGAGCAGACGCUGGACAAGAACCUCUUCGCGGAUCGCAUCCUGGCGGUGGUGCGACGACAUGGCUGCGGACGUCUGAACGUGAUCAAAAGCUUCGAUGCGGAUCUGUGCUCCCUGCUGCGCUUCAAGCAGCACAUGUACCCGGUGCUCUUCCUCUCCAGCAGCAAGGAGAACUCCUUCACCGAUCCGCGAACGAGCAGCGUGGAGCAGAGCAUCAACUUUGCCCAGGCCCUGGAUUUGGGAGGCGUCUCGCCCAAUGCCGUGUUUGUGAAGGCGGAUCCUGGAUUGGUUCGCAAGGCCUUGGAUCAAGUGCCUAUUGUUUUGCUCUGGGGCUCGGACCUCAAGGAUCGCGAGUCCAUCGACUGGUUCCUGCAGCAGGGACCCACUGGCGUGAUCUACGAUCGACUGGACUUGUGGCUAAGGGAUGCCAACCGGACGAGCGCCUUCGAGGCGGAACAGGACCUUCCCGGCUACUUCCAGCUCCAGUGCGAUCCGGCGCCCAAGGAGCGCGAGGUCAAUGCCACCAUCGAGAGCAUCCUGAGUAACGUUAACUUCCUGUAGUCCCCGAUUUCUGUAGCGACCCCCUCAAAUGUUAUAUAAUCCAAGCAAUAAACGAACUAGAAAGGA
Messenger RNA from Drosophila takahashii, 2290 nucleotides. RefSeq names its product glycerophosphocholine phosphodiesterase GPCPD1. Lineage: Eukaryota; Metazoa; Arthropoda; Insecta; Diptera; Drosophilidae. Gene Ontology annotation, molecular function: glycerophosphocholine phosphodiesterase activity; starch binding. The record is from RefSeq and is a predicted model, not a curated record. Gene Ontology annotation, biological process: glycerophospholipid catabolic process.